Molecule: messenger RNA, 630 nt
Organism: Olea europaea var. sylvestris
Lineage: Eukaryota; Viridiplantae; Streptophyta; Magnoliopsida; Lamiales; Oleaceae
Exons: 3
Coding region: 1-630 (209 amino acids)
Source: RefSeq, a predicted model, not a curated record
AUGGUAAUAAAGCUUAAAAAGAACACUUUUAGACUGGAUGUUUACCAAGUCCAAAGCAGACAACUCUUCGUCCUUUUAUAUGAAUCAGAGGCAAGUAAUUUUUUACUUGGAAUUGAAUUAAGGAGGUAUGAAUCAGGAAUGCAUCUCACUCAGGUUAAGUACAUAAAAGACUUGUUGAAAAGGUUUAAUUUUGAGCACCUUAAACCAUGUGCAACGCCCAUGAAAGUAGGCAAGUACAUCUCCAAGAAUAAAGGUGAGAAAAUGGUAUAUUCAUUCUUAUAUAGAAGUGCAAUAGGUGGACUUCAGUACCUAGGACAUACGCGACCUGAUAUAAGUUUUGCAGUAAAUAAGUUGAGUGUCAAUUUCUACAAACUCUUUCAGAGACUCAUUGGAAUGAGUGACAUAAUGGACAUCACAGGGUUUGCUGAUGCGGAUUGGGCGUCGUGUCUUGAUGACAGAAGUUCAACAGUCGGCUACUGUGUUUAUUUGGGAGAUACCUUGGUGGCCUGGUCUUCAAAGAAACAACAGGUGGUAGGGAGAUCAAGUGCUGAAUCAGAGUACAGAGCACUAGCACAAGCCUUUGCUGAAAUCACUUGGGUUGAGUCGUUGCUUAAAGAAAUUAAGCUAUAG